UCUAACCAACCGCCAUUAAAACCCGAAGAAGAAGAAUAAGAAGUCGAGGAGGAACGGAAAGAAACAGGAAGAAGACGACAUCGGUACCACAAUGACUUCGUCCAAGAGACUAUACAAGGAGCUCGAUGAAAUCCGCAAAUCUGGGAUGAAGAAUUUCCGCAAUAUUCAAGUGGAUGAGUCAAAUUUCUUGAGCUGGCAAGGACUCAUUGUUCCUGAUUGUCCUCCGUACGACAAAGGAGCAUUUCGCAUUGAGCUCAUCUUCCCCGCCGAGUACCCCUUCAAGCCACCCAAGAUCACGUUCAAGACAAAAAUCUACCACCCCAACGUUGACGAGAAAGGCCAGGUGUGUCUGCCCAUCAUCAGCGUCGAGAACUGGAAGCCCGCCACAAAAACUGACCAAGUGAUCCAGAGUCUCAUCAAUCUGGUGAGCUCCCCCCAGCCGGAGCAUCCGCUGAGGGCCGACCUGGCGGAGGAGUACAGUAAAGACCGCGCGAAAUUCAUGAAGAACGCCGAGGAGUUUACAAAGAAACACAGUGAGAAGCGACCCGUCGACUGACGACACAACACUGACGUUCCCCCCCCCCCCCCCUCCCCGGCCUCCUUUCUGUUUCCUGUUUAAAAAGAGCCCACCCUGACUCUCUGUUCUUAUCCCCCCCAAACUACACAGAGAUGCCCUGUUCUGGCAAAAAAAACCUGCAUUGUUUUAGCACUCUGCAACCACUCCUUCAUAGAGGCUUGUGUUUCUGUUUCACUUUGCCAAAAACAAACAAAAUAAAAGUAGGACUUUUUGGUGAAUAGGCAGGCUCUGGUCUCUAGGUGUCACCUUCUUUUUUUUUUUUUUUUUUUUUUUUUUGGGUUGUUUCGACUUCUUUCUACUGAUUUCUUUUUAGAAAAAAAUGAGAAAAUUGUCGGAGGUGGCAUCCUGGAAAGUAAAAUGUCAGAAAAAUUAAAAAAAAUUUAAAAGUGCUGUUCUGCUUACUUAAAUGUUGAAUGUUUUUCUCAGAUUAAUCAUUAUAGCUUACGCAGACCUGUUUACAGAUUUUUAAGCUUCGUUUUCAAAAAAAAAGUUAACAUCUGCAGCAUCCAAUGCUGUUUGUUUAUAUCUGUUUUCUUCAUCCCCCGCCCCCCUCCCUUCCCCCCUUAAGAUACACUGUACUUUGUGAAAUCACCUGUUGCAGUACAUGGAAAUUAAAGUUGGUUACUGAUGCAGAAAUCCACAUGUAAACACAGAAGUUCAUGAAAAAUGCAACGACUUUCACGUGUCCUUUUGGAAAUGUUUUUGUAUUUUGAGAUGUUUUUGGGCGGGGGGGGGGUAAAAGGUCUCUUAUAAUAAUUAAAAUUCUUUCACCUCCGUUGGCCUCCCAGGAAAGUGUCAGUGAGCAUUAUAUCCACAGUAGAUCCACAGGCACUUGUUUUUCUCUUAAACCUUGUAAAUGUAUCUUCUCUAUCAAGUUCAAGCGCCAUUAACACACACAUGUUCAGGAAUAAGGAAACAAAUCAAGCGUGGCUUUAACAUUACGACGCAGGGUUACUCUCUCUCUCUUUGUUUUCUGUCCAUCCCGACGCCGACUAUACUUUCAUUCUGAGAACAAGAAAUACAAAGCACUGAUUGGUUCUAGCACUGCAGUUCUAAACCCGCUCCAAUUGGCUCCUCUCUCCAUCAGUAAACCCCCAUCAGCCAGUGAGUAUACUCUGUUAUAGACGGUAGCGCACCAGCAGACUCUACGCCGUUCCACAUGUAAGGCAAUACGUCCAACUGCAGGUGGAGGACAGAAGGUUGUUAAUGAAUAAAGAUUUGCGAUGGAUGCUUAAUCAAA
Molecule: messenger RNA, 1817 nt
Organism: Dicentrarchus labrax (European seabass)
Lineage: Eukaryota; Metazoa; Chordata; Actinopteri; Moronidae
Gene: ube2l3a
Product: ubiquitin-conjugating enzyme E2L 3a
Exons: 4
Coding region: 92-556 (154 amino acids)
Source: RefSeq, a predicted model, not a curated record